UUUGACAGGUCGCUGACUGACAACAGGUGAACACGGAGUUAGUAACACGGGGCUCGCGAGGACACCACAGCUGGAUGAGAUACCCGAGGAGAGGACGGUGACAGAAAGAUUUGUGUUCAGAAAUUCUAUCCCAUGAGGUGAUUAGGAAGCCAAGGAUACCGGGAUGUUUCCUCCUCCCUCCUGCUUCCUCUGGUGUCCUGAGCCGACCGGCGCUGACAGAAGAAACAUAACCCACACAGAAAAUCCAGACAAUCCCUUUGCAAUCAGGAGAGGAUGGGCUGUCACGCUGUGCUUUUGUUUCCUGUGAGAGGGAAACUUCAAUCACUCCAACGCUGCGCCCUGACUGGUCAGCUUAGAGUUUCAUGAACCCUCUAUACCUGCCCUCUAAUUGGUCCUUCAUUCCACUGUGAAGACUUUUGCAGCCAAUCGGUGUCUGUCUGGUGCUGCAGCGUCUCCUCUGCAGCAGAUUUCUGCUUCAGUCGGGACAGAGCACAACAGGAAAGAGAGAGAGAGAGAGAGGAGAACGAGCUUCACACAGCUGAAUCAGGGAUUCUGCACAAGUGAUCUCCAACAUGGAGGUGCCCAGGAGGCCUCAGCCCUCCUCCUUCACACUGGCUCUCCCUAAACCAGCUCUCUCUUCCAUUGGCGCUGCAGAGAAAGUCACCAAGAAGGAGCUAAUGACCGAACUCCAGGAGAAGAUGGACCGAAGUACAGAGAAAGAUCAGUUUGGAGAAGAGACAUUGAGUUCAGAGGAGGAGUCGAAUGUGUCAGUGUUUGUGGAGGCACCAGCUGACAGCUCAGAACUUACAGAUACAAACACUUUCACUGCUGGAUCUAAACUUUCCGCACAGGAUAGCUUUUCAGAGGAGAGCUCCAUAUCGGAGGAGAGGCUGGCUGAGGAGGCCAGAAAGAAAUCUGAAGAGGAUGAAAAAGCAGCUAAAGAGAGAGCAGCUCAGAGGCAGCUGCUGGCUAUAGAGGAGCUGGUGAUGUCUGAGAGGAAUUACCUUCGACUGCUGCAAGUCAGCACUGUGACCAUCAGGAGCAACCUGCAGCAACUACAGCCUCCUCUUACCAACUUGGACAGCAUGUUUCAGUACAUAGAGGAUGUGAUCAACGUGUCGAGUCGUCUCCUCAGCCUGUUGGACCAGAAGCAGAUCCAACCAGGAGACCCUCUCUACCUGGAGACUCUCUGUGAGUCGUUCCUCAGCCUGUCUUCAGAUAUUGAAGCAGCUUACAGGGAGUACCUGGCAAACUACAACAACGUCACAGUGACGGAGAACAGCUACAAACAGAAGGAGGCGCUCUGGAACGACAUUGUCAGAAUCAUCAAGACCUCAGCGCCUGAAGUAAACGCCACCUCUCUGAGUUUCUUCUUGGUGAUGCCGGUGCAGCGGAUCGCUCGUUACCCACUCCUCCUGCAGACCAUCCUGAAACACUCCGAGAAAAGUCACCCAGCAUAUGCCCUUUUGGAGCAGACCGCUCACACCUCCAUUGCCCUGAACUGUCGCAUCAAUGAGUACAAACGCUUCAGAGAAGUUGCUGACAAAUACAAGAAAACAGAAACUCUGACAAUAAAGGACAAGAUCAACCGUCUCAACACUCACAGCAUCGCCAAGAAGACGGCGAGGAUCAGCCAGCACUUCAAACACGAGACUGGAAUAGCACCUAAGCUGGUUGAUGAGGAGUUUGACGCAUUGGAAGGUUUCUUUUACGUUCUGGAGCAUGGCAUCCUGGAGCUCCUGGAGAACGUGGAGAUGUACCUGCACCACCUGCAGGGGUUCCUGGCCUGCAAAACAGAGGAGUUUGACUUCGACAUGGAUGGAGAAAAGGCACCUAUUUGCUACAAGGAGAUCACUACAGCUCUCAGACAGUGGAUUCUUCCUACAUUUGAGAAGAGGAUGAGGACGUUGAUCCACAAGCCGCUGUGUGCACUCCGUGACCUCCUGGUGGGCCCGAGGAACCUGAUCAGGAAGAGGCUGGACAAGCUGCUCGACUACGAAGUGAUCUGUGAGAAGUCCAGUCUGAGCUACGAGGAACAGGCUGUGGCUAACACGUACAGGACAAUGAACACAUUACUCCUCAACGAGCUUCCUCAGUUCAACGGUUUGGCUCUGCAGAUGAUCUGGAGCAUGUUAGGGACAUUCAGCUGUCUGCAGAAAGACCUCGCCUCAGACAUGGAGCAGCUCUUCCAAAGCUUUGCACAGCAGCUUCCUCACAGCUCUCUCAGCCCCAAAGCAUUCUGGGAGUGGGCGGAGUCUGCAGUGCUGGAAGGUGCCAGAAGGCUGGAGACUUUGUGUCGAGGUGUACAGGACACGCUUAACGCCCCUGUCGACCAGCCUCAGAGUCCAUCUUUUCAGCGCCGACUAAAGCAGCUGAUGGAUAAGCACGGUUCUGGAAAGAUCUACCAGGUGGUGGGGACGGUGGUGGGCAGCCGGGAUCUGGACCUGAACCUUGCCAAAGGGGAGCUGGUGGCCAUCAUCAGUGAGGCUGACACCCGCGGAGACAAGAGAAGAUGGCUCGUCGACGCUGGAGGCAGAAGAGGGUACGCUCCUUCCUCGAAGCUCAUUCGUUAUCACCAGCCAACAGAUGACCCGCCCCCUUCACCACAUUUGACCUUACCUGAGAGCAUGACGGGAAUCAGGAGACACUCCUACACCCCAGAGGGACGCCCACUGACUGUCAUGAGCCAGCCCUGCUUUCAGGUGUUUGCAGCCUACGACUUCAACGCGAGAGGUAACCAUGAAGUUUCUGUCCGGUCUGGUGAGCUGGUCCGUGUCCUGGAGCCACAUGACAAACGAGGGAAUCCUGAGUGGAGUCUGGUGGAGGCGAAAGGAGGGCAGAGAGGCUACGUGCCCUCCAACUACCUCACAAUCAUGGCUGUGCCGACUGCUUCUUGCUGAGAGGGGAGGAAGGAUGGAGAGCAGCCAUGUGCAGUAUUAAAGAACGCUAACAGCAGUAUUUCUUCAAUGAAGCUGAACUUGCUUUUCACAAGUCAUUGUGAUUUUCAGUGACAAAAUCAGUGUUCUCAAUUGCAGGAAAGCAAAAAAAAAAAAAGCCAAAUUCUGUUGACUUCUUUAAAUUAUUAUUUUGGGGCUUCAAUUUUUCAAUUUCAUCUUCAAGACCUUUUAUGUUAAAACUAAUGCGAUGAGAUUUUUAAAAUUGGAAAAAAUGUAUGUAAAAGUCAUUUUAGUUUACAUCAUUGUUGUUCCCCAAAUCACUAAUUUGCUUCAAAAAAGUCAUUAGAGCAUACAAGGCCUCUUUCUUUUAGACCCUGGUUUAAAGGGAAAACAAAGACAAGAGUCUUCCUCCUCUGAUUAUUUUGAAGUUUCACAUUAAAAAUUGUCCUCCAAAGUGGAGACAGCUGAAGUCACAAACAAAUUUUGACUUUAAAAAAAAAACAACCUGUAAUGUUUUUGAAACUUCAGCUUUACAUCAAAAAUGACUUGAAGUGCAUCAGUGGAUUUGCCCUGAUGUUGUGACGUUUCAUUGUAGACCUUAAAACUGAAACAGGCGAUGACAUAUCAGCAGUAUUUUAUAUGUCUGCUCUAAUGCGGACACUGCCUUACUCAUGUCAAUAUACUACGUGACCCACUGGGGAAAAUGAAGGAGGAUACAGCCUUGGUGCUUGUAGUUCCAUGUUGUCUGGCUCAUGAGCUCUUCAGCACCACCUUGCUGAAGUGGAUUAUUCAUGUGUACAUAUAUAUAUAUGAAAGACAAAGGAAGCUUCAAGCCCCACUUUUGUCAAGGCCAUCUUUAAGUGACAAUGACAGAAAGUUUUAAUGAGGCUUGAAGGACUCCUGAGCUGUAUGCAAAGGGGGACUCAUUUCCCAUGAUCCUCAGCAGGAAAUAAGGACACUUGAAUUGAACGGCAUGUUCUUGCUACUGUCUGCAUGUUUGUGAGCUAACUGCAGCACUUAGACCCACAAUGAGCAAAAAAGUGUGUGUGUGCGUGCGUGCGCGUGUGCGUGCGUGUGUGUGUGUGGAUGCAUCUGUUUGAUGUGAAAUUGAGCUGAAGGAUGCGUGUGAUAUGUGUGGGGGUGUGUGUGUGUUGGGUCUUCUCCACAUCCUCACCUGGAGGCAGGAGAAGUACUGUAUCCAGACUGACAGGUACAACGCGCUCUCAUCAUCUCUGACUGUGUAAUGUGAUGUAAAUAUAAAAUGUCUCCAGGGCCCAGAGACAUGGAGAGAGGAGAGAGGAGGAGGGAUUUUAAAGACAGUGGGAGAUUUCUUUUUUUUAAGGGAAGAGGAACUGAAGGAGUUGGAGGAAGAAAAUGUGUUUUUUCCUUCCUUAGCUGAUUUAAAUACACUUGUCUCUUCCUCCAUGCUCUCAUUUAUCUGUGAAUGAUUACUUUCUGUUUUGCUUUUAUUAUCUCACUUCCUGUUGCAAUAAGAGGCUAAAUUGUUUUUUUCCUGAGUUUUUGACUUAAUAAUGAUAUAUACAGGACUGAAACAACCUAAUUCUGUAUUCAUAGGCACCUGAUGAUGCUUGUUGCCAUGGAUACUGUUAAUUCAAUGCAGGUCCCGUCUGACUGUGCCAUUUUUUUCAAUUUGGCUGGACAGCAAGAACAUUUAGUUCCAACAGAGUCAUAAUUGUAGCACAUUUUUGCUGCUCCAGUAUUUUUUCAUGUCACUAAGUACACAAACCUGUAAGACAAGAGGAACCAUUCUGCACGGAAAGCAAAAUACCCCAGCCUCAAUACUUCUGUGUCUGUACUUGACAUGCAGGCAGAGUGAGUGUCUUUUCUAGACAUGCAUGUGAUGGACCGGUUUGAAUAGAAUUCAGUGGCAUGUAGCUGUGAGCAGCCAGUGUUCAGUUUGUCUUUUACAGGCUACAGUAGAAACAUAGCUAAGUUGGACUAUGUUGAUUCACCUGUACUUAGCCUACUUUGCUGUGAUUGGCUAGGGAUGUCCAAACAUCAAACACAGGAGUCCCACAAAGAAGUGUCCCUUGUUAAACCAAAUGCCAAUGCUAAAUUGUGUCAUUGAGACAUUCCUUGAAGCAGACAUCUUGUAACAUGAGUAUGUUCUUCAUAAAAGCAAGCCUCCUCCCUCAGUAUUGUGCUGUAUCAGCUGCUUUGGGUGCGUUGCAGAGGGAGGGAGAACGGGGGAGGCUUGGACUCAGAGCGGCUCAGCUGGAGCUUAGCUGUCCCCAAACGUUUGAAUGUCAGGACGGAGCAGAGCAGCAGGAGGGAUGGGGAGCUGUUUGUGUACGAUAUGUUACCAUCAAAACAAAAUACCAAAUGUCCUCGAGGUUAGUAGAGGAAGAAAAUAUACAGACUACAUCUUACCUGCUUUCACCUCCUCAAAGGCCAUUUUAAAGGGUGAAACCUUGGAGCUCGGUGAUGUAUUUCACCUGUUUGCAAAAGUGCUAUAAAUUCCCAUGAAUGUUAAAUACAGUGUGAAGCUGCUGUUUGUGAUAUACCUUCAAAUUUGAGCUGUUUGUGAUAUACCUUCAAGAGUUUUCUCAUUCCCAGAAUAUCUUACAAAAUAUAGAUAAUGUAUGAACUGAACUAAAGUCAUACAAAGCCAGUGUCUUCCUCUUUUUGCUAAGUUCAGGGUCCCAUUAAAAUCUUUCAUUUUGAUCAGAAACCUAAAAAUAUAAAGUUAUGAUCAGUGGUUUGGGUAUAAACUUUGUCCUUACAAAGAUGUGUGUGUGACUGGAGCAGUUUUUGUUUCUCAACUCUCCACUAGAGGGCGCAGGAGACCUCGCCUGGUUGUGUUAAAUAGGAGAGCCUAUUGAAGUGAAUGUAACUGGAAACGUCGUGUGUGUGUGUGUGUGUGUGUGUGUGUGUGUGUGUGUGUGUGUGUGUGUGUGUGUGUGUGUGUGUGUGUGUG
Messenger RNA from Labrus bergylta (ballan wrasse), 5835 nucleotides. RefSeq names its product Rho guanine nucleotide exchange factor (GEF) 37 (gene arhgef37). Gene Ontology annotation, cellular component: cytoplasm. Gene Ontology annotation, molecular function: guanyl-nucleotide exchange factor activity; protein binding. The record is from RefSeq and is a predicted model, not a curated record. Lineage: Eukaryota; Metazoa; Chordata; Actinopteri; Labriformes; Labridae.